AUGGGAGAAUCCAACAUCAGCCAGCUGGCUGCAGUGUACGCUGAGACCCCUGCCCACGUGCUGGGAGGAAGCGAGCUGGACCCGUUUACGGAUAACUACGACACAGACUAUGGUAUUCCCGACAACGAGAUUCCCGACACUACGCAGGGCACAGCCUUCUUCGUUGCCACCAUCGUCAUCGCCAUGGUGCUCAUCUGCAUUAUGCUCGUCUGCGGUGUUGGCAACUUCCUGUUUAUCGCUACUUUGGCCCGGUACAAGAAGCUACGUAACCUCACUAACCUGCUCAUAGCUAAUCUGGCUAUAUCAGACUUCAUAGUGUCAGUGGUGUGCUGUCCGUUCCUGGUGGAUUACUAUGUGGUGAAGCAGUUGUCCUGGGACUAUGGCCUGGUGCUGUGUGCCUCUGUCAACUACAUCAGGACUGUGUCUCUCUACGUGUCCACUAACGCACUGCUGGCUAUCGCUGCAGACAGGUACAUGGCCAUUGUCCAUCCUCUGAGGCCUCGUAUGAAGUACCAGACGGCCUAUUGUCUGAUCACUGGUGUCUGGGUUGUACCAAUCCUCAUCUCCAUCCCUUCUGCCUACUUUGCCUCCGAGACCAUGUACCCUCAUGGCGGUGCCAGCACCUCUCAGAACACCCACAAGACCUUCUGUGCCCAGAUCUGGCCUGUGGACCAGCAGGCCUACUACCGCUCCUACUUCCUGUUUAUAUUUGCCCUGGAGUUCCUUUGGCCCGUUUUUGUCAUGGCGAUAUGUUACGCACGGAUCUCCCGUGAGCUCUGGUUCAAGAGUGUCCCGGGCUUCCAGACGGAGCAGAUCCGGAAGAGAUUGCGUUGUCGGCGGAAGACAGUCAUGGUCCUGAUCGGGAUCCUGACAGCAUACAUUCUGUGCUGGGCACCAUAUUACGGCUUCACCAUCCUACGAGACUUCCACCCGACGAUCAUCUCCCGCCAGAGGAACUCCCUGGUGGCCUUCUACAUUAUUGAGUGCAUCGCCAUGAGCAACAGCAUGAUAAACACCUUCUGCUUUGUCAGUGUCAAGAACAACACAGUCAAGUACCUGAAAAGGAUUGUGCUGCUGCGCUGGAGGUCCACCUACGCUCCCAGUAAGACUGUGGACGAGACAGAUAUCCGGACGUCCUCCAUGCCGUUGACCGAGGAGGUCGAAUGCAUUCGCCUGAGAUAAACGAGGAGACGCCAUUUUGAAACAUUCAGAUAUUGUGAUUAUGUCAAGGGGAGAUGUCUUUGUUGGUGUUUUGGCAAAACAGAAACCUUUACAGAAAUGACAGAAACUAUUGUUAAUAUUGUUUUAUGACAUCCUCACACCAUCUCAGUGAUCACAUACACAAUACUGUUGAAAAGGGAUAUUUCAAUUCCUGUUUUGGCAGCAUUCAGUGAACACACGAGUCGGCCAGCUGCUCUUAACAAACAUUUAUUUAAUUUCAAAUGUAAGAAAAAAAACGGUCUUCUCCUUUAUUCUGCCCAAAAUUGCAGUAAUUAAUCUACUGAUCAAAUAGCCUACAAGCCAUCAGUGCAU
Molecule: messenger RNA, 1533 nt
Organism: Oncorhynchus keta (chum salmon)
Lineage: Eukaryota; Metazoa; Chordata; Actinopteri; Salmoniformes; Salmonidae
Gene: prokr1b
Product: prokineticin receptor 1b
Exons: 2
Coding region: 1-1182 (393 amino acids)
Biological process (GO): neuropeptide signaling pathway
Cellular component (GO): membrane
Molecular function (GO): neuropeptide receptor activity
Source: RefSeq, a predicted model, not a curated record